AUGAAGAACCAUAAAGGUAAGCUAGUACUUUCUUCACCAAUAUAGACUACCUCUCCACCGUAAAACCUUUAUAUGAUUUAUGUCUUCUACUCCUUACAUGAUCUGUACAUAUAUUCCAUCUCUCUCUCUCUCUCUCAUCACACACAGUGAACACACACAUGGCUGAUGAACUUUCAGAUGCUUACACUGAAACCACUGAAGAAGAACAGGAAGACAAUGAAGAAGAAGAAGAACAAGAGUACAAUCAGGAAAGAAACAUUCAAAGCAUGUGCAGUCCACGUGGGCGAGCCACACUUGACCCUAGAGCCCCAUGGGUCCAUGAAUGGAACCGGGUCUUCCUUCUAGUGUGUGCUAUGGGUCUGUUUGUAGACCCACUCUUCUUCUACACACUCUCAAUAAGCGAGUCAUGCAUGUGUGUGUACGUGGAUGGGUGGUUAGCCAUCUUAGUGACGGUGCUCCGGUGCAUGACGGAUGUGUUUCACGUCUGUAACAUGUGGUUGCAUUUCAAGAUUAACAGGUGGUGGAGAUUUUCUGCAAAACAUCAACUCCGGUUGCGCACCGGUCAGACCACUAUACAGAACGUGGUGACCCGGCUCAUCACGAACCGGUUCGCUUUUGAUAUGUUCAUCAUCCUACCUAUUCCUCAGGUUGUGUUAUGGGUAGUGAUUCCGGCAUUGCUAGAAAAAGGUUCAUCAACAACAUUUGUGAUGACGGUUUUCUUGAUCAUGUUUCUCUUUCAAUUCCUUCCCAAGAUUUAUCACUUUGUCCGCCUCCUACGUCAAAUGCAAAGCGUCUCUGGCUACAUCUUUGGUACCGUUUGGUGGGGAAUUGCUCUCAACCUGAUCGCCUAUUUUGUCGCGUCUCAUGCUGUGGGAGCGUGUUGGUAUUUACUAGGAACCCAAAGGGCUGCAAAAUGCUUAAAGGAGAAGUGCAUGGAGACAAAUGGGUGCAAAUCGAAAAUGUUGACGUGCGAAGUGUUCAUGAAUUAUGGAACAAACGGUUUGGUUCGAGACCACAGGAGAUUGUCGUGGGGCGAGAACAGAAGCGUAAGGUCUACAUGCCUAGAAGACGAUGAUAGUUUUGGCUAUGGAGUUUACAAAUGGACGGUACAACUCGUUACCAAUGAAAAUCGGUUGGAGAAGAUACUAUUCCCCAUUUUUUGGGGACUUAUGACACUCAGUACAUUUGGGAACUUGGAGAGCACAACAGAUGGGUUGGAAGUAGUUUUCAUCAUCCUCGUUCUUACUACCGGGCUCCUUUUGGUCACCAUGUUGAUUGGAAAUAUCAAGGUGUUUUUGCAUGCAACAACAUCAAAGAAACAAGCAAUGCAGUUGAAAAUGAGAAACCUAGAGUGGUGGAUGAGUAGGAAACACCUUCCUCACAUUCUUCGACAAAGAGUUCGAAACCACGAGCGCCAAAGUUGGGCUGCGAUGCGUGGAGUAAAUGAGUCUGAGAUGAUCCGUGAUCUGCCUGAAUGCCUUCGUAGGGACAUCAAGUAUCAUCUUUGUUUGGACUUGGUUCGGCAGGUACCCUUGUUUCAACACAUGGACAGCUUGGUCCUUGAGAACAUAUGUGAUCGUGUUAAGCCUCUCAUAUUUACCAAAAAAGAAACAAUUACUAGAGAGGGAGAUCCGGUACAAAGAAUGUUAUUCAUAGUACGUGGACAUCUUCAAAGCAACCAAAUUUUACGAGACGGGGUGAAAAGUUGUUGCAUGUUAGGCCCAGGAAACUUCAUCGGAGACGAGCUUCUAUCAUGGUGUCUAAAGAGGCCUUUUGUCGAACGAUUGCCACCAUCAUCCUCGACAUUAGUCACUGUGGAGGCCACAGAAGCUUUUGGGCUAGAUGCUGAAGAUGUGAAAUAUGUUACCCAGCAUUUUAGAUACACAUUUGUUAAUGAAAAAGUGAAGAUGAGUGCAAGAUAUUACUCACCAGGAUGGAGGACUUGGGCAGCAGUUGCGAUUCAGUUGGCUUGGAGGAGGUGCAAACGUAGGCUCACACUCACUUCGUUGUCGUUUAUUAGGCCAAGGAGACCUUUGUCAAGGUGUUCUUCGCUUGGGGAAGAUAGGCUAAGGCUUUACACGGCUCUAUUGACUUCACCAAAGCCUAAUCAAGAUGAUUUUGACUUUUAAACAUUAUAACAUUAUAUAGAUAUGCAACAUGUAUGCAAUUGCAAAUUAGUAUUAUUCUAUAAUAUUAUUGGCAAUGUUUUAAUA
Helianthus annuus (common sunflower) is the source of this 2213-nucleotide messenger RNA. RefSeq names its product cyclic nucleotide-gated ion channel 4. The transcript has 7 exons. The coding region runs from base 159 to 2129 and encodes 656 amino acids. NCBI's taxonomy places the organism in Eukaryota, Viridiplantae, Streptophyta, Magnoliopsida, Asterales, Asteraceae. The record is from RefSeq and is a predicted model, not a curated record.